Oryctolagus cuniculus (rabbit) is the source of this 1461-nucleotide messenger RNA. NCBI's taxonomy places the organism in Eukaryota, Metazoa, Chordata, Mammalia, Lagomorpha, Leporidae. The record is from RefSeq and is a predicted model, not a curated record.
GAUGGGCAGAGCAGGGCCCUUCUCUCUCCCUGCCCAGCGCUGGCUGUGUGCCGCCUCACCCUGAGUUGUCCACAGCUCAGGCUCCAGCCAGCCGGGGAAUUCUGAUAUAAGGAGCUCAAGUGUCCUGGGGCACCGGGGGCAUUCUGCAUGCCUCCUGGGAGCUUUGCUGGUGCAGUCUCAACAAAACCACUGACCAGAGUCCUUUCAAAAUGUGCAUUUUCUGAACAAACUUUAGAACCAAGUUCAUAUGAAAAGAUCAAAUUGAAGACAACAAACCGUCCCUGUUCCCCAGCUCCUGCUCACAGCUGCACACAGGGGAAGCUAUGGCUUCAGUGCCUUCCAUUGGUUGCCUUCUGGCCAAAAACCAGUAUUAUCGGAAGUCCAGUAUUUCUUCAGAUAGCUCUUUAACUGGCUCUGAUUCUGUUAACUUCAUGGAUGAUGACAAAUUCCAACAAGGAUUCCCUGAAGUGGCAGAAUCCACCUGGUGGUUUAAGUCUUUUUUCCAUCCUGGACCUGUGCUCUCAAAUGUGAGAAGCAAAGAUCCAUCUACUGGUGGGUGAAUCAACCUUUUCUGAGGAGGACAUUUCUACUCAGUGAAUGCACACACUCAUAGUUGACGCUGGCAAUCAAGAUGUUCUCCCUGCUGAAGUGCCACGGGGUAAGCCCUCGAUCUCCAGUACUGCGGCCAAUGCAGAGGACUUCUUCCUAUGGUAAGAAGAGAUCUCACUCAUGAAACAAGAUCGUAACGUCAGCGAUACAGCAAAUGUUCAGGCGUUUCACUCCAUACUAACAAUGCAAGUGGCAUCAGCUUUGUGGAGAAUAUUUGAAAAGUGCCUUUAGCAACUCAUGCCCUUUUAAAAUAAUUAGAAUCUUCAAAUGCAGUGAUUUAUCUGAAAUAACCCUUUCAUUAUCCAUGUUUUUGUUAUCAAGAAAUUUAAGUUAGAAUCUUUGUAUGUCUGUUGGGUGAUUUAGGAUCCUUACAAUUGAAGCAGCUGUGCUUCACAUAACAGCAAUGGUUUGAUGUGUGUAGAAAAAUGUCACAAAACUUGUUUUUAAUCAUAAAAGUUGGAAAAAGCAGACAUAUCCUUCAACAUAUUAUUUCUUAUACUCUGUAUCAUACUUGUAACCAAUUGAUUAUUAUGCAGAAUUUAAAGUUCAUGAUGCUAAGUAAUAGUUAACAUUUUGAAAAAUUGUUUAUUCCAUAGUAAAUGUAAAAAGCAGGAUAAUUUACCACAUGGUGUUAUUUUAGUUGUAUUAGAGAGCCUAAUUAAUAAAUAAGCAUAAGAAUAGACUGGAAGGACCUAAGCCAAACGGUAACAGUGGCUAUGUCUGGACACAGGAUUGCGAGUGUUUCUCAUUUCUUUCUUACUUACUUUUCUGUAUCUUUACAUUUUCUAAUAUGACAAGUUUUGUGUAUAACCAGAAAAUAAAAAUGUAAAUAUAAAAAGGAACACUGGAAAA